This is a messenger RNA of Didymodactylos carnosus, 504 nucleotides long. NCBI's taxonomy places the organism in Eukaryota, Metazoa, Rotifera, Eurotatoria, Philodinida, Philodinidae. The record is from the annotation of a GenBank genome assembly.
AUGCAGUCGAUCGAUUUGAAUUUAAUUAUCAGUAAUGCACAUGAAGACGGUUGUGCUAAUAUUGGUUUGUUCAAUUCAUCUGAAGUUCAUCGAGUAAUAUUAACAAAUGUGUUUUCGAUACCAAAGAAUAGGCUUGUUUUGAUCAGUGACACGAUGGGACAACGUCUUGGUCUAAAUGUGCACAAGACAUUACCUCCACACAGUUUCGAUUCUUGGAUCGACAAUAUCAUUCCAUCUCGUGGCCCAUAUCAAACAUGUGAAAACGUUUAUUUAUCACUUGAUCCCAUCACUUAUAAGCUUAAAUCUAUUGCUUAUCCUGUUUUAGUUCCAGAUCUACCUGUUGAUUUUGUAUUAGGCACUCUAUUUUUUGAUGAGUUAAAUAUCAUAUGGAGUUCGCGUUUAAAUCGUCUAAUUACUCGUAGGGAAGAAGAAGAAGAUGGAGAGGAAGAAGAAGAAGACAGAGAGGAGGAAGCUCGUCGACAAACCUAUCGAAAUAUUUUAUAG